This is a messenger RNA of Triplophysa rosa, 830 nucleotides long. RefSeq names its product claudin-9. The record is from RefSeq and is a predicted model, not a curated record. Gene Ontology annotation, cellular component: bicellular tight junction; plasma membrane. Lineage: Eukaryota; Metazoa; Chordata; Actinopteri; Cypriniformes; Nemacheilidae. Gene Ontology annotation, molecular function: structural molecule activity. The transcript has 2 exons. Bases 154 to 807 code for a protein of 217 amino acids. Gene Ontology annotation, biological process: bicellular tight junction assembly; cell adhesion.
GGCAGCGUGGAGUCACGUUAAGGUACACCUUCAUCGCCUCAGGCUGUGUUGUCAUCAUUAAGCAAAUCCCAGUGCACGUCUUCAAGUCCGGGGGCAACUUCAACAUCCUAGCUAAUCUUCAGGGCUGAAGCUGCAGACGAAAGCGAAGCGGCAAUGGCUUCAGCCGGCCUGGAGAUCCUGGGGAUGAUCCUGACUGUAGCCGGUUGGCUGGGCGUCAUGGUCGCCUGCUGUCUGCCCAUGUGGAGAGUUGCAGCGUACGUAGGCCAGAACAUUGUGGUCACUCAGAUCGUGUGGGAAGGUUUGUGGAUGAGCUGCGUGGUGCAGAGCACGGGACAGAUGCACUGCCGGGUCUACGACUCCAUGUUGGGGCUUUCGGACGACCUGCAGGCCGCUCGUGCGCUCUGCGUUGUAAGUGCACUGCUUGGUGUGGUGGGCAUGGCGCUGGCAGUGGCCGGGGCAAAAUGCACCAACUGCACCUCAGAUACCUCAAGCAAGCCACGCAUCAUCAUGGCAGCCGGCGGGACGUUCAUAACGUGUGGGCUUAUGCUGUUAGUGGCCGUGUGUUGGACAGCCAAUGGCAUCAUCCUGGAUUUUCACAACCCGCUCCUGGAGGAGACGCAGAAGAGGGAGUUUGGCAACUCGCUGUACUUCGGAUGGGGCGCUUCUUGUUUGCUGAUCCUAGGGGGAGCCAUUUUGUCGUGUUCCUGUUCUUCAAAAGCACAAAACCAAGCUGUGCAGACAAGAGCGGACUACUCAGGGGUAAAAUCUAUUUCUGUGAAGGCAUAUGACAGAAAAGACUAUGUUUGAGGGGUUGGAAUCUCUGCACAUUG